Molecule: messenger RNA, 4711 nt
Organism: Podospora pseudopauciseta
Lineage: Eukaryota; Fungi; Ascomycota; Sordariomycetes; Sordariales; Podosporaceae
Biological process (GO): DNA-templated transcription
Cellular component (GO): nucleus
Molecular function (GO): DNA binding; zinc ion binding
Source: RefSeq, a predicted model, not a curated record
AGUGUGAUCGCACCAAGCCAGUUUGCACCUUGUGCAAUCGACGUGGUGUCCCUGAUGAUUGCGUUUACUACUCCAACAACGACAGCCACACGUCCAGCCCGACGGCCGUCGAAUCCCAACCCGAAGAAAUAAUACACAACCCAAGGCUUUCUGUUGCUCAUGUUUCCAGACCCAUCGACAAGCCAAUACCACCCGGAAAUGCCUUUGGCAGCGGUUUGGAGCGGGGGCCCUGGAGCGCGCGACACGAAUGGUCAAUAUACAUCGUUAACUCCACCAACACCGUCGUCGAGACCUGUUCCGUCUCUUGCAGACUCGUUUGGAUACUUCCAGUACUCCAACAGUAAUACAUUGGCAUUGAUUCAAAAGUUGGGAGCAGAUCACCAUGAUCCUUCUUCCACCGCGACAACGCGCGAGCCGACCCUGUCCCCCGAAAGCACCGACGAUGUUCACCGCAUCCUGGAAAGAAUACCCGACCGCCAAAUCCUUGACUUCUUGGUCCAGUACUUUAGGACCGAGGUGAACUGGAUGGAACACUUGGUGCAUAUCCCUUCGUUCUACCCGCAAUAUCAGGCAUGGUUUGCGCUUGAGCAAAUAACAACCGUCGCCGAGGUCGACUUUGCGAUUCUUGUCUUGCGUCUCUGCUCCUACACCUUGCAAUUCCUGCCGUCUCCCUUCUAUACACUGGACAAGAUUCGUGGAGUACUGCUGGCCGAGAUACGGACGUGUUGCGACGAGACAGCCGACAGCCUCGCGAGCAUUAGCACACAGACAGACAGCCGCGGAUCUCUCGUUAGGACCCAGUCUUUGGCCUUUUAUGCAUUGCAGUGCCAGAUGGAGGGGAAGACACGGGGUUUCUGGGAGGCUUUGAGCCGCGCUAUACGGGUAGGACAGGAUGCCGGUAUCCAUUGCGACGCUGUCAGUCAUCACAAAGGCAUCGACAGGGUAGAGCGGGAGAUGAGACGGAGGACAUACUGCAACCUCUUCGUCUGGGACUCGCUCCUUUCACGCCAACUGGAUCGUAUCCCGUUCAUUCCUGGCCGCAUGGAGGAUGCAAACUGGCCAGACAUACGUUUACUUGAGCCACCACGUCAGAGAGACACCGAAGGGGAGAUCCCAAGUGGCAUGGAGCCCGCCAUUGCCGAGGCGCCAGAUCCAUUCACAGAACGCCUCCUUCAGGCCAAGUUGGCCGACUUUUGGCGCGGUACCGGGGUGGGACAGCGCGCCGAUUACGACAUGAGUCUCCGAGAAGAUCUCUACGAAGUCUUCAGCCGCGAGUACAUCGACCGACUUCCUCCUCCUUUCGCCCUCCACAACCCGGAUGAACGGUGGGAUGAUCGUUUUCCCAAGCUGCGCCUCCAGCGUAAGCUUCUACAUAUGGCCAUUUACGACUCAAUAUUGUGGAAUUUCCGGCCCCUCCUUCUUCGCAAGCCUUCUCCCCUACCAGCCUACAAGUCCGUCAUGUUGAGCUGCCAAAAGCGAAAGCUGGCGGCAGCGGCACUGUGUGCGCUGGAGGCAGUGACACAGCUUCACGCGCUGCUUCACGGCUGCCACACACGCCUCGCCAGCAUUGUCGUCACCACCUUUGAAUCGGCCGUGGUCCUCGUGUAUCUGGCAGCUGACCAAACCUUCCCCGAGGACUGCCCCCCGCAGCAUAUUUCCCCGCCGGAUGCCUUCAAAUCGGACCCUUUGCAAGAGGGGAUCUGCAAGGUCUCGCUAACUGUAACGCUGCAAGCGAUCCAAGGGGCCCUGAAGCGACUCAAGAUGCUUGCCGAAGUGAGCAGCAUGGCAGACGUUGCAGCCACCACUCUGAUACGCCUCAUGAACAAGGUGGCGGUCUUGGCUACUGAACGGGAAGCACCAGAGCAGAUCCACCACGCUUUCAGCAACAGGGCGGCAAGGCCGAUGGUGCUUGGCACUACGCGGCCGCACGCCUCUUCGACCACUUCACUACCAACAUCACAUAUGAGCAGCAUAUCACUACCACUGUCGACCUCGGCACCUGGAGCGAACAACAUUAAUCCAUGGCUUUCAGAGACCAUGUCAGACAUGAGAUCAGUGGACGAGUACAUGUCCGGAAUGAACGAGGCUAUACAUGCUACCUCCGGCUCAGGAGAUAUCUCAGGCAACUGGCCUUCUUUUGACCCGUCACAACUAUACGGACCGGGGGUUUUUGGAAUUUUGGAGGAGGCGUGAGUUGGAAGAUAAAAAAGUUACCUGGGUACAACGAACAAGACUUUUCACACACACUCGCAUACCUAUUCUUGUUUCUUUUGCAACUCAUCUCCACCGUAACUGCACGAACACAAUAUCACUUUUAGCCGGAGAGCGGACCGGAGUGGUUAAUCCCGAAGGCUGUUGGCCAUCUCAUCGGCGAUAAGAAGACAGUGCCAGCAAGGAACAAGGCAGCCAUAGACACACCCCCCACACACACAACGACGAACAAAGCAAUGCAUCGACGAUCGUAUCCGCACAGCGAGUCGUCCUGUGUUCCCAGAGGGAUUUUCAUGAUUCGAGCAAUAAAUACCACGAUGCAAAAGAUAAGCAUAAAGUUUCUCGGGGAAACUUCGAAGUGCGAACAAGAGGGGGACCAAUCGCGGCCAAUAGUCGGCAUGGAAUCGUCGUUCCUCGGUCAAAAAGCAGUUGCCUCUUUGAAGAAUACACGCCAUCAACAUCGAUACACAUGUAGGCUACAGCGCUCCCGGCAGGACCUUCCUGACUGGGUUCCAUGUCAGCCGAAAUCCGCCGGAAGUGAAGCCCCGGACCCUGGUCCGCGGGAAGACGGGAUGGGGCGUCUUUUAAACAGCCUUGGCACCUGGGCUCCCCACCUUGCGCUUGGGGGUUUGGCAGUCAAUGCGGUCAAAGUUCCGCUGUCAUUCCGCCCUCGUUCCGUGGUGGAAGCAGCGGGGUUUAAGGCGAUGGGUGAACCAAUUGGCCUUUCUUUGCGAAGUUGGGUGUCAGAAGACGACGUGACGACCAAACAAACAGUCACAAGGAAUUUCUCUCUCAAGGUGUCAGGACCCCAGAUCAGCAUGGGUCCAGCGCAACCCCCGUGGUGAUAACCGCUAAUGCUGUGCUAAAACGCUUGUCGUUGACAGAUCCACCCUAGUUCCACGCCGCCGACCUUAUUUUGACGACUUGGACUUGGCUUGCACUUGGUGGAUGGUGAAGGGUCCACCUGUCGUCUUCUGGAAUGCCAUGGUGAGAGCCUCAUUCGAUUUUCACAUGGCGAAAGACUACCCGAGCGCAUGCGCUACCCAGCCUUGGCUGUGACCCUGCUUCCUGCGUGCCAGAUCAUGCCAUUGUAGCCAUGCGGAGAUCGUGCGCUCGUGAUUGGCAUCUUGACGCGAGAUGACUUAACCUUGGUGGUGAUACAGCAUUUAGUGUUACACGGCAUGAAGCCAAAGAUAUGCACAUGGGAUGAACUGUUUCUAUUCCACGUUCGGCCUGCCAGCAUGUAUUUGCAUGCACCUCAUCAUCACCAUUACUGGCCAUUCACCAAGGCGCGUUGGUGCCAUCGUACACGUUUGCCCUCCCCGGAGCGGGCUUGUCCCAGCCCUCGACGAAUACCUUGGGUAGCUUCCCGUUGACUUCCUUUUGGCUCUUGUUGAAGAUGAUGUCGAGAGAGGCCUUGGCGCCCUGCUCAGCGGUCAAGUCGGCCAUGUCACCACCUCCGAGCUCUGUCUUCAUCCACUAUUUCCGGAUAUUAGCAUUCAUCAUCAUUCACGGGACGCCGAGCAAACUUACGCCAGGGCAGAGAGCAAUGAAAGUGAAGCCAUCCUUCUCGUGGUCAAGAGCCCACUGCACGGUCAGAGCGUUGAGAGCAGCCUUUGUGAUCUUGUACGCGGGACCAGGAAACUGAACAAAAUGCUCUGCCAGACUGAUGGAGCCAAGGGUAGUGGAAAUGUUGGCCACCUUCUUCAACUGGCCCUUUUCGAGAAGUGGGAAGAAGGCUUGGGUUACCCAGUGAACGCCUUGGACGUUGACCAGGAAGCUGGAAGAGAGGUUGUCCCUUUGGAAGUGUCAGCGCUCGUUCAGAGGGAACCGAUGGAUCAAGAAGGCACUCACAUGGACUUUGUCCCUUGGAACGCAUAUUCACAGAUACCGGCAUUGUUGAUCAGGACAUCGAGACCCUUGCCGCCGAGCUUGGCCUCUGUCUCGGCAGCGGCCUUCUUGAUGGACUCUUGGUCUGUCACGUCAAGCUUGACCCAUUCGGCACGGCCAGAAGAGCUGUUAACAACUUCACUGAGGGCUGAAGAGUCGCUGCGGGAAGAAGCGAUAAUUUUGCUGACUUUGGAAGUGGGCAGAGCUAAAAGCUCCUUAACCAGAGCCAAGCCGAAUCCCCUAGAGGCACCGGUGAUGAAGAAGGAAGCCAUGGUUGUGAGUUUGUGUAUGCAAGCUUGAAAUGGUGUCGAUUUCGUGCGUGCGUUAGUGAGUAUGAGAUUUCUGGUGGUUGUGUGGGCUAUAGAUGGACCUCACUCAGAAUAUGCAGUGGAGGAAAUAUGGGAUACCCGAUAAUGUAUAGCGGCCAAGCCAAAUCACGGUACGCAUGCGGUUAGCGCCAGAGACGGAAAUGCAGGCCAUUUCCUUGAUCGCAGGAUUUGUCAGCGAGGGGGUGGUUGAGAAUGACCAAUGGUUAUGGUGGGGAAUAUACGGCUCGAUGGUGGAUGAUCUGCCCUUCUUUGUUUGUUUAAUGGAUGCAUUUGCGAUGGCA